AUGUUCCGCGAUGAAAGCCAAUCAGUCGUGAGAAAGGCACGGGCGGAGGCAAACAGUUCAAGUUCCGUCGGCGUGGCCAAGUUGCCCUCGAAGUCGAAACAGUCGCUAGCGCGACCUGCAUCCCUUUCUCGGAAUCCUAGCUCCCCAAUUACCCCAACUAACGUUCCGGUGGAGUACCAAAUUCCUUUCGAUUUCAACGGAACUUCAGAAUAUGUCGACUUCAAUGGAACUCCAGAAUAUGUCCUGCCGGGUGAAUGGGUCAUCCCCCUGGAGGUUCAGCCUUUGGGUCCAACCAAGGAUGAUGCGAUAUGUUACUUCAUGCACUCCCAUGCUUUCCCGGGCGCAUUUUGGACCACAGAUCUUAUGACCAAAUUCUUAUUACAGUCCGGGGGGCCGUUGAGUCAGAGUGCUAUGCAGGCAAGUAUGGGCGCUGUCUCAAUGGCUAUGUUAUCCCGUGUUAAAAAAGUGCCGCAACUUAUGCAUACGGCACAAAAAGAAUAUGCCACAGCAUUGACGCUGCUAAAUGAUGCAUUGACUAGGCCAGAUGAGGCUAGGUCCAAUCAAGCGCUCGGGGCGGUCGUGCUGCUUGCCAUAUACGAUGUUGUUACUUCCAGGGCCCCACAGGACAUCAACCUGUGGACCAGACAUAUAAAUGGAGCCACAGCUCUUCUGGAGAUGCGCGGUCCUGAACAACUCAAGACUGAAACCGGCCUUCGUCUAUUUAUGCAUCUACGGUAUCAAAUUGUUGUCAGCUGUAUGCAACGAAACGCCCGAGUCCCCGAGUCCUUGUUGGAGUGCUCGAGGUUUAUCCUAGAUCUCCGCCCGAACGAGGCCUAUGCGAACCGAUUGAUCAUCAUCAUCGGUCGGCUUUCCAAUUUACGGUCCGAUGUCAUCUCAGGCAGACUGACCGACGAUCAACAAAUUAUCACGGGGUCAUCGGCCAUCGAAGCCGAUCUGAUCUCUUGGCUCGCCGGCUUGCCGCCCGUUUUUUCCUACGAAGUUCAUAAGAAGGACCGUUUCGACUACAAGUUCCAAGCACGAUGUCGAGGCCUGCCCUUAUACGACGAGCACUACCAUGUAUAUCCCAAUCUCUGGGCUUGUAAUUCAUGGAACCAAUACCGCUGUGCUCGAAUAAUCGUCAGCAAGAUGAUUCUAGAGAACAUCCGACAAAUGACCGAAUCGUCCUCGUUGAAGCACUUGUCGGAAGAAUUUCGACAGCAAUGCCAGGCUCUCCGUGCAACAAUCCAUCGCCUUGCUGUUGACAUCAGCCGCAGUGUGCCCUUCUGCAUUGGUGUGCAUCAUAAAAGCCUCGAUCCAACCUUGCCACCGCCAGACAGCUAUCUAGGUGGCACGAUUCUGUUGUGGCCAUUGUACCUGGCUGGAACUGCAGAAGGUCCAACUCACCCGCUUCGUCGGUGGGUGGUACAGUGUCUACGUAUGCUCGGCAACACUUUUGGGUUGGACCAAGCUUUAGCCGUGGGGGAUAUUGUCGCCUCGGAUCCGGGGAUUCUGCCUGGUGGUACUGAAGAAGAGCAGAGCCGCUUUACUGAGGAGGAGGCCGUUUACGAGACUCCGACCUCGCAACCGGCCAUCCAGAUAGAUGAUUGGUCUCCCCUUCAACCAUCCGGCUUAAUGGAAAUUUGA
Messenger RNA from Penicillium verhagenii, 1644 nucleotides. RefSeq lists its product as uncharacterized. The transcript is spliced from 3 exons. Bases 1 to 1644 code for a protein of 547 amino acids. The record is from RefSeq and is a predicted model, not a curated record. Lineage: Eukaryota; Fungi; Ascomycota; Eurotiomycetes; Eurotiales; Aspergillaceae.